Molecule: messenger RNA, 953 nt
Organism: Aspergillus sclerotioniger CBS 115572
Lineage: Eukaryota; Fungi; Ascomycota; Eurotiomycetes; Eurotiales; Aspergillaceae
Product: M50 family metallopeptidase
Exons: 4
Coding region: 1-801 (266 amino acids)
Source: RefSeq, a predicted model, not a curated record
AUGGCGCCCUCCUACAUGGUAUUCGAUCAACGGGCCGUCAACACGGCCGGACCACAUCUCCUCAAGCGCGAUCUCAGCGUCACUCACACCCAGGCCGUGACGCUGGGUGUGAUGGCCGCAUACGUGGUGGUGAUUGCGCUGCUUUGGAACCUGCCGUAUGUGCGCUGGUCGUUGUGGCCGUUCAAAAUGUUAGUGAUUGCGUUCCACGAAUUCGGCCACGCCAUUACCGCCUGCUGUACCGGAGGUCGAGUCAAAUCCAUUUCGCUGGAUCCGCACGAGGGAGGCGUCACGCAUAUGCAAGGCGGAAUGAGCGCCAUUACUCUACCGGCGGGAUAUCUGGGGUCGUCGAUUAUCGGGUCGCUGUUGAUAUUCGCCGGGUUUGAUAUUGUCGCGAGCAAGGUGGCUAGUAUUAUUCUGGGGGUUUGCUUUCUUCUUACGCUUUGGUGGGCGAGGAGGGAUUGGUUGACGAUUGUUACGGUUCUGUUGGCGGUGGGAUUGCUCGUCGCGUGUUGGUUUAUUGCGCAUGGAGAGGCGCUGAAAUGGGUUGUGUUGUUUAUUGGGGUUAUGUCUGCGCUGUAUAGUGUUUGGGAUAUUUGCGAUGACUUGAUCCUUCGCAAAGUCAACACCUCGGACGCUAGUCAGUUUGCGAAGAGAUAUGGAGGCUCCUCUCAAUGCUGGGGUGUCAUCUGGUCUUUCAUUUCUCUUGCAUUCGUCGCUGUUGCUAUCGUUGCUGCGAUUGCGGCCUUUCGCGAGUCGUUUAGCGAGCAAGAGAAGGCAUCGCAGCAUUUUAUUCCGACUUGAUCCAGACCAGGUUAUGUUGUCAUGAUUAAUGAGUCGAGUCAUGAGGCUGGUUAGGGGAAGUUGUGAUUUCGUUAAUGAUACCAUUUGUUUUCUUUUAUUGUCUGCUGGCAGAUAGGAAUGAUUCAUCCGAGCCAACAUACAGUAGCGUAGUC